Molecule: messenger RNA, 8810 nt
Organism: Nanorana parkeri
Lineage: Eukaryota; Metazoa; Chordata; Amphibia; Anura; Dicroglossidae
Product: brain-specific angiogenesis inhibitor 1-like
Exons: 41
Coding region: 177-8612 (2811 amino acids)
Biological process (GO): G protein-coupled receptor signaling pathway; cell surface receptor signaling pathway; negative regulation of angiogenesis
Cellular component (GO): plasma membrane
Molecular function (GO): G protein-coupled receptor activity
Source: RefSeq, a predicted model, not a curated record
CAGAUUGGAGCGUGCGGCCACACGGGGGCGUCUGAGACAAGCAGACCAGGACUGGACUCGUUUUUCCACCAAGCCUCAUAAACUGCUUUUUUUUCUCCUCCUGCUGUACCUGUUAUGUCCAAGAUCUGGCCCCUGCUUGACAAUUACUUUGAAUUCCAAAGGACCAGAGACCUAGGAUGAGGAGCGCUGAAUCUUCCCACCACUUGCUUUUCACGUUGUCGCUUUUUUUCGCCUGGACGGCGGCCAGCCUGGACUUCGGACACAGUUCCUGCACCACUCAAGUGCAGGGGGAAUUUUACGGCUAUUUCUCCUCUUUGUCUCUCUUUCCCUUGAACUCUUCGCUGUGCGCUUGGAUUAUCCAGAACCCGGACCCCAGGAGGUACACGCUGUACGUCAAAGUCUCCAAGCCGGCAGGUAUAUGCGACCACCAGCAGAUCAGGACCUCUCAGUUUGACUCUUUCCUGGAGUCCACGCGGACGUACUUGGGGAUGGAGAGUUUCGACGACGUCUUGAAACUCUGCGACAGCUCCAUCCAAUAUGCCUUCCUACAGUCCAACAAGCAGUUCCUCCAAAUGAAGCAGACCUUGCCCAAAAAGGAAGACCAUCAGCUACAAUGGAAGACCGGCCAGCCUCAGGAGACCGACUUCUCCCUGGAAUAUCUGGUUUUGGGCAACCGCAACCCCAGGAAAGCGGCUUGCCAGAUCCUCUGUAAGUGGCUUGAUACCUGCCUCAGCAGCAGUAGCAGCUUUCACCCUUGUGGCAUCAUGCAAACCCCUUGCUCCUGCCACGAAGGGGAGUCAGCAGACGGUGCAGGGGGAUCGGUGGAUCGUUAUGGCGACGUCUGUGUUGCUGAUGGCGCCAUCGGGGGGGUCGAUGGCUGCGCAUGCUCGAUGACGUCACGGCGGGGUGGCAAUGGCAAUCCCAGUGGUUGGACUUCUUGGACCUCCUGGGGGGACUGUAACAGGGACUGCGGGGGCGGGCUCCAGACAAGAACUAGGUCGUGCCAAUCUGUCCCUGAAGAGGGCCACAUCUGUGAAGGAGUCCUAGAGGAGGGCCGGCUCUGCAACAGGAAAGCCUGCAGUGCCAACGGGAGGUACGAUUCCCGCAGUCAGUCUCUCAGGUCCAUCGACAACAAGAAGAAGGAGGACGGGGAUGAACAAUAUCAGUUUGGGUACCCGGCGCCCCAAAUAGGAGACACGGCGGCGGAGGAGUGGUCUCCGUGGAGCGUCUGUUCCACCACCUGCGGUGAAGGGCUGAAAUCCAGGACGCGGUUCUGCGUCUCAUCCUCGUACAGCACACAUUGCAGUGGGCCCCUCAAAGAGCACAAGCAAUGCAACAACUCCGCCACAUGUCCAGUACACGGUACCUGGGACGAAUGGUCACCCUGGAGUUUGUGCUCGUCUACUUGCGGCCGGGGUUUUCGGGAGAGGACGCGUACCUGUAACCCACCUCAGUAUGGGGGUGAGCUGUGUAAAGGUCCCGAGAAGCAGACCAAGUUCUGUAACAUUGCCUUAUGUCCAGGUCAGGCAGUUGAUGGUAACUGGAACGACUGGUCCAGCUGGAGUGCCUGCUCUAACACUUGCUCCAAUGGGACUCAGAAGAGAAUCCGCGAGUGUAACGGACCAUCCUACGGGGGCUCGGAGUGUCACGGCCAGUGGUCAGACAUGAGGGACUGCUUCACAAUGCAGUGUCCUGUUGAUGGGAAAUGGCAGGAGUGGGGAUCCUGGGGAAGCUGCAGUACAACAUGCAAUGGAGGGAUGCAGAACAGGGAUCGUACCUGCUAUGGCCCAUUUUUUGGUGGGCAAGACUGUCCCGGCCCAUCAGAGGAAAACAAGCCAUGCAAUGAAAAGAAGUGCCCAGAGCCUCAUGAGAUUUGCCCGGAGGAAAAUUCUGCUUCCGUCGUUUGGCAAGAGACUCCGGCGGGAGAGAUGGCAGAGGUGCGGUGUCCGCGGAACGCCACAGGUCUCAUUCUACGAAAGUGUGUUCUGGAUGAGGUGGGAGAGGCGUACUGGGAGAUUCCAACAUACAUCAAAUGUGUCUCCCUUGACUACCGGAAUAUUCAGCAGAUGAUUCGGGAUCACCUGACGAAAGCUCAGAGAGGGCAGAAGGGAGAAGGAGUCUCUUCGGUGUUACAGAACCUGGUAGACGUCACUCAGGAAGGGGUCAGCUACAGCGGCGAUAUCCUAACCACUGUGGACUGUCUGAGAAAUAUGACCGAUAUCUUCCGCCGUCCUUACCACAGCCCCACCUCCAAUGAUAUCCAGAACUUUGUGCAAGUCAUCAGCAACCUGCUAUCCGACGAGAACCGGGACAAGUGGGAGGAGGCGCAGACGUCUUCCUCGAUUCUUCUCUUCUAUCUCCUGAUCCUCAAAGUUCCAGAACUUAAUCCACAGCACUCCACUACCCCUAAAGCGGGGAACUUUGUGCAAGUCAUCAGCAACCUGCUAUCCGACGAGAACCGGGACAAGUGGGAGGAGGCGCAGACGCCUUCUUCUUUCCGUACAGUCCUGAGCAUCUACAAGCGCCAGGCGACCAAUCCCAGCGACAUCAGCUUCCCCAUGAAGGGCUGGCGCGGCUUGGUGGAGUGGGCCAGAAAUGCAGAAGAUAAAGUCUCCGUUUCCAAGAACUUCCUGUCAAUGGAGGACGCAGACUCCGCCGAUGAUUCCGCCAUGUUUGUGAUUGGAACGGUGCUGUACAGAAACCUGGGGGGAUUCCUGACCCUGCAGAGGAAUGUGACCGUCCUGAACUCCAGGGUGGUUUCGGUGACGGUGAAGCCCUCCCCCCGCGGCACCUCCGUCCCCCUGGACAUCGAGUUCUCCCACCUUCCCCACUCUCCUCGGAUCAUAGCCCGGGCUUCCCAGGGGCCUCCGGAUAACUCGAGGCUGUUUGAGGAACUUGGCAGGCCCUGUCACAUCAGGAAAUAUGCACACGCCGCCGGCUCUGACAUGGCGGAGGCCGCGCGCAGCCAAAUGUGGAUUGUAAUCUCUGGAGCGGUGCAGCUGUCCCGUAAAAUGUUCACAAGAAGAAAACUACCGGAACGUUCCGCGUUUCAGAGAAUCGGACUUUAUAGCAGCAAUUUAUUAGAGGAAGUCCUUGACAAUGUAACCGGAAUCGUCGUCUCCGGCGCCGCGGUGUACAGCGACAUGUCCGCGGGUUGUGGUGUCUCCGGGAGGAUUUGCAGUCGCCGGUGGUGUGCUUCACGUUUCCCCCGAGGCCGCUUCCCUGUGAGGUUGAUGGAGAUGACUUCCAUCAAUCUCAUGAUCAUCAAUGGGAGUUCCUGUGUGGCAGACUGCGCGGGCGGGAUGGGGAGGGGCGGUUUAAAUGCCCAGCAGGGGGGUGCCACAAAGAACCUGCCACAGGAGGUGACGCCCAGCAUUCCGGGGCAGAGACCACGGUGCACUACAAUGACCAGCAUGCCUGGUCGGUUAGAUCACACAACGCCGCAGUCAUGUGACAAGGGUCGGUUAGAUCACACAACGCCGCAGUCAUGUGACAAGGGUCGGUUAGAUCUUCACACAACGCCGCAGUCAUGUGACAAGGGUCGGUUAGAUCUUCACACAACGCCGCAGUCAUGUGACAAGGGUCGGUUAGAUCGUCACGAAACGCCGCAGUCAUGUGACAAGGGUCGGUUAGAUCGUUACGAAACGCCGCGAUUAUGUGACAAGGGUCGGUUAGAUCUUCACACAACGCCGCGAUUAUGUGACAAGGGUCUGUUAGAUCUUCACACAUCGCCGCGGUCAUGUGACAAGGGUCGGUUAGAUCUUCACACAUCGCCGCGGUCAUGUGACAAGGGUCGGUUAGAUCUUCACACAUCGCCGCGGUCAUGUGACAAGGGUCGGUUAGAUCUUCACACAUCGCUCUCUUCUCUCCUCUUUUCCUUUACUUCCAUUCAGGACUUCCAUCAAUCUCAUGAUCAUCAAUGGGAGUUCCUGUGUGGCAGACUGCGCGGGCGGGAUGGGGAGGGGCGGUUUAAAUGCCCAGCAGGGGGGUGCCACAAAGAACCUGCCACAGGAGGUGACGCCCAGCAUUCCGGGGCAGAGACCACGGUGCACUACAAUGACCAGCAUGCCUGGUAUGGACAAGCGUUGUCAUGUGACAAGGGUCGGUUAGAUCACACAACGCCGCAGUCAUGUGACAAGGGUCGGUUAGAUCACACAACGCCGCAGUCAUGUGACAAGGGUCGGUUAGAUCGUCACGAAACGCCGCAGUCAUGUGACAAGGGUCGGUUAGAUCGUUACGAAACGCCGCGAUUAUGUGACAAGGGUCGGUUAGAUCUUCACACAACGCCGCGAUUAUGUGACAAGGGUCUGUUAGAUCUUCACACAUCGCCGCGGUCAUGUGACAAGGGUCGGUUAGAUCUUCACACAUCGCCGCGGUCAUGUGACAAGGGUCGGUUAGAUCUUCACACAUCGCCGCGGUCAUGUGACAAGGGUCGGUUAGAUCUUCACACAUCGCCGCGGUCAUGUGACAAGGGUCGAGCAGUUGGCUUCUCCUUCUAUUACUACCAGCGGACCGAUCAUUCCAGCCGCGUGUCUCCUACAAGCCCAGGUCCGCGAGAAAAAAAAAAGAUGGCGGCGGGAGCCGAGACUUCGACCGUCCGGAAUACGAUCUCUGCGAAAAUAAUUGACUGGAAUCGGCCGUACGUUGACUGGAAUCGGCCGUACGUUCACUGGAAUCGGCCGUACGUUCACUGGAAUCGGCCGUACGUUGACUGGAAUCGGCCGUACGUUGACGGGAAUCGGCCGUACGUUGACAGGAAUCGCCCGUACGUUGACUGGAAUCGGCCGUACCCUGACUGGAAUCGGCCGUACGUUGACGGGAAUCGGCCGUACGUUGACAGGAAUCGCCCGUACGUUGACUGGAAUCGGCCGUACCCUGACUGGAAUCGGCCGUACGUUGACGGGAAUCGGCCGUACGUUGACAGGAAUCGCCCGUACGUUGACUGGAAUCGGCCGUACCCUGACUGGAAUCGGCCGUACGUUGACGGGAAUCGGCCGUACGUUGACAGGAAUCGCCCGUACGUUGACUGGAAUCGGCCGUACCCUGACUGGAAUCGGCCGUACGUUGACGGGAAUCGGCCGUACGUUGACAGGAAUCGCCCGUACGUUGACUGGAAUCGGCCGUACCCUGACUGGAAUCGGCCGUACGUUGACGGGAAUCGGCCGUACGUUGACAGGAAUCGCCCGUACGUUGACUGGAAUCGGCCGUACCCUGACUGGAAUCGGCCGUACGUUGACGGGAAUCGGCCGUACGUUGACAGGAAUCGCCCGUACGUUGACUGGAAUCGGCCGUACCCUGACUGGAAUCGGCCGUACGUUGACGGGAAUCGGCCGUACGUUGACAGGAAUCGCCCGUACGUUGACUGGAAUCGGCCGUACCCUGACUGGAAUCGGCCGUACGUUGACGGGAAUCGGCCGUACGUUGACAGGAAUCGCCCGUACGUUGACUGGAAUCGGCCGUACCCUGACUGGAAUCGGCCGUACGUUGACGGGAAUCGGCCGUACGUUGACAGGAAUCGCCCGUACGUUGACUGGAAUCGGCCGUACCCUGACUGGAAUCGGCCGUACGUUGACGGGAAUCGGCCGUACGUUGACAGGAAUCGCCCGUACGUUGACUGGAAUCGGCCGUACCCUGACUGGAAUCGGCCGUACGUUGACGGGAAUCGGCCGUACGUUGACAGGAAUCGCCCGUACGUUGACUGGAAUCGGCCGUACCCUGACUGGAAUCGGCCGUACGUUGACGGGAAUCGGCCGUACGUUGACAGGAAUCGCCCGUACGUUGACUGGAAUCGGCCGUACCCUGACUGGAAUCGGCCGUACGUUGACGGGAAUCGGCCGUACGUUGACAGGAAUCGCCCGUACGUUGACUGGAAUCGGCCGUACCCUGACUGGAAUCGGCCGUACGUUGACGGGAAUCGGCCGUACGUUGACAGGAAUCGCCCGUACGUUGACUGGAAUCGGCCGUACCCUGACUGGAAUCGGCCGUACGUUGACGGGAAUCGGCCGUACGUUGACAGGAAUCGCCCGUACGUUGACUGGAAUCGGCCGUACCCUGACUGGAAUCGGCCGUACGUUGACGGGAAUCGGCCGUACGUUGACAGGAAUCGCCCGUACGUUGACUGGAAUCGGCCGUACCCUGACUGGAAUCGGCCGUACGUUGACGGGAAUCGGCCGUACGUUGACAGGAAUCGCCCGUACGUUGACUGGAAUCGGCCGUACCCUGACUGGAAUCGGCCGUACGUUGACGGGAAUCGGCCGUACGUUGACAGGAAUCGCCCGUACGUUGACUGGAAUCGGCCGUACCCUGACUGGAAUCGGCCGUACGUUGACGGGAAUCGGCCGUACGUUGACAGGAAUCGCCCGUACGUUGACUGGAAUCGGCCGUACCCUGACUGGAAUCGGCCGUACGUUGACGGGAAUCGGCCGUACGUUGACAGGAAUCGCCCGUACGUUGACUGGAAUCGGCCGUACCCUGACUGGAAUCGGCCGUACGUUGACGGGAAUCGGCCGUACGUUGACAGGAAUCGGGCGUACGUUGACUGGAAUCAGCCGUACCUUGACUGGAAUCAAUCGUACCUUGACUGGAAUCGGCCAUAUGCCCACUCUCUGGUCAAACAUGCCCACUCCCUGAUCAGAUAUGCCCACUCUCUAGUCAGACAUGCCCACUCUCUGGUGAGACAUGCCCCCUCUCUGGUGAGACAUGCCCACUCUCUGAUCAGAUAUGCCCACUCUUCUCUGAAUAUGGAGAAGGUCCUCGUCCCUUCGGUCACUCUGAUUGUUGGCUGUGGUGUUUCCUCGCUCACCCUUCUGCUUCUCAUCAUCAUCUACGUGUCAGUAUGGAGGUACAUCCGGUCGGAGCGCUCCGUCAUUUUGAUCAACUUCUGCUUGUCCAUCAUUUCUUCGAAUGCCUUAAUACUUGUCGGGCAAACGCAGACCAGGAACAAGGUGAUCUGUACCCUGGUGGCGGCCUUCCUCCACUUCUUCUUCCUGUCUUCAUUCUGCUGGGUGCUGACCGAAGCUUGGCAGUCCUACAUGGCAGUGACGGGGCGGCUGCGGAACAGGAUCAUCCGGAAACGCUUCCUCUGCCUCGGAUGGGGUCUCCCGGCUCUGGUUGUGGCAAUAUCGGUCGGUUUCACCAAAGCGAAGGGGUACGGCUCAGCGAACUACUGCUGGCUGUCUCUGGAAGGAGGACUGCUCUACGCCUUCGUCGGACCGGCUGCCGCUGUUGUUUUGGUCAACAUGGUCAUCGGCAUUUUAGUGUUCAAUAAACUGGUAUCCAAAGACGGAAUCACUGACAAGAAACUCAAGGAGCGGGCCGGGGCGUCGCUGUGGAGUUCCUGCGUGGUGCUGCCGCUGCUGGCGCUGACAUGGAUGUCCGCCGUCCUCGCCAUUACGGACCGGCGCUCGGCCCUGUUUCAGAUACUUUUUGCCGUCUUCGAUUCGUUGGAGGGGUUCGUCAUAGUUAUGGUGCACUGCAUCCUGCGGCGAGAGGUGCAGGACGCUGUGAAGUGCCGAGUCGUUGACCGUCAAGAAGAAGGCAACGGCGACUCGGGCGGCUCCUUCCAGAACGGACACGCUCAACUGAUGUCUGAAUUUGAUAAAGAUGUGGACCUGGCGUGUAGAUCAGCUCUCGGCAAAGACAUUUCAACCUGUAGGACAUCUACCAUCACCGGGACUUUAAAACGCCCUUCACUGCAAGACGAAGAAAAGAUGAAGAACCACCAAAAGGGUUCGAACUUCAACAGUCUUCCAGCCAACGUGUCCAAAAUGCAUCUUCAAGGCUCUCCGCAUUAUCUCGGAAGCAUCAAUCUAAAUGAGUACAACAACCACACGCUCACCCUAAAAAAAGACAAAAACCAGCCCCCAAAGCCCAUAUACAUGUGCGAGGGGGACAUCUUCAAAAAGUUGGACUCUGAGCUAACCAGAGCGCAGGAGCAGUCAAUGGACGCCAGCUACGUCAUUUUACCCAGCAGUACGGCCACGCUGAGGGCCAAGCCAAAGGAGGACAGCAAAUACAGCAUGAACAUUGACCAGAUGCCGCAAACCCGGCUCAUCCAUCUCAACAUGGCCGACCCCAGUUACAUGGUGAAGAGUCCGCCCCGGGAACGUAUGGGCAUAAAAUGCCCCGAGCAGGGUUCUCCAAUGCAGAAGCAACACCUGCACCCCAGCGAGUCUCAGAUCCCCAUGGGGCUAUGCGAAAAGUUAGAAUUAGGGACAGCGGGCAUUAUGCCCAAGAACGAAAACAUCUCUACGCUAUCGAUGAGCUCCUUAGAGAGAAGAAAAUCGCGGUAUGCAGAACUAGAUUUUGAGAAAAUUAUGCACACCAGGAAACGCCACCAGGACAUGUUCCAGGACUUAAAUCGGAAGCUUCAGCAUGCGGAGAAAGAUAAGGAGUCUCCAACAGCAGAGGGCAAGAUAGAGAAACAGCAGACACCCAGCAAGAGGUCUUGGGAAGGAAUGAGGAAGAUUCAGUCUCCGCCAUCUUGGGUUAAAAAGGACAUGGAGCCAGUGUCGCCUUCUCCCUUAGAACUAAAGACUGUGGAGUGGGAAAAAACUGGGGCGACGAUACCUCUGGUGGGACAAGACAUAAUUGAUCUUCAGACCGAGGUCUGAAGCUUCAGGAAAAAGACUUCUUUUUAUUUUUAAAGAAUAUGGUUCCAUAUAAAACAAAACGGAGAGAUUGUUUGGUUUCUUUUGAAACCUUGUUAAAGUACUUUUUCCGCGUUGUUCUCAGAAGGAAUAUUCCGUUAGGCUCUUAGAGGUAGACACACCGUGCGCUCUCUCUCUCUCUCCCGGGGGUGUGACAGGAAA